Molecule: messenger RNA, 456 nt
Organism: Penicillium atrosanguineum
Lineage: Eukaryota; Fungi; Ascomycota; Eurotiomycetes; Eurotiales; Aspergillaceae
Exons: 1
Coding region: 1-456 (151 amino acids)
Source: RefSeq, a predicted model, not a curated record
AUGCUCAUCCUAUGCGCGGCCAAUCUCCCAUUCCCUCCAACCGACGACGAAGCCAUGUUACCCCAGUCAUAUCCACGUACCCCAAUAAUCCGGUCGCUGGGCUUCGCAAACUGCCUGAUUAACGAAUACCCACGUAUCCCAGAACGCGAGUUUGUGCACCAGUGCGCAUUAGAAUACGGUAUCGACUUUGAAUCCUUGAAUACAUGCGCCAGCCAACAGAACGACGAGCCGGAUAAUGGCGAGAACGGAGGCCCUCCUCUUAGCGGGAUUGCUCUAUUACGGAACAGUGCGCUGCGCUCAUCUAGUCUCGAUGCAAAGAUCAGCUGCACUGUUCGACUGAAUGAGAAAACAUGGUGUAUUCAUGAUAGCGGCGCUUGGAAGGAUUGUGCCCAAGAUGGCAGUAACCCGCAGGUACUCGCUGAUGAGGUUGAACGGCUCUAUGCGGAAAGAAAUUGA